Messenger RNA from Monascus purpureus, 3284 nucleotides. NCBI's taxonomy places the organism in Eukaryota, Fungi, Ascomycota, Eurotiomycetes, Eurotiales, Aspergillaceae. The record is from the annotation of a GenBank genome assembly.
AUGGCGGACUGCCCCGGACAGGUCCCUUAUGGGAUCUCUAUUUCUCCAAUUCCCGGUAGUCGCUUCGCCGAUUUGACUGAAAAGAAUCAGUUUAUUGGAGAAGGCUCGGACGCAAAGAAAUCUUCAGAAGACGAUGCUGACGACAGUGAGGACAAUAUGGAUGCCCUUAUUGAGGACUUGGAAUCGCAUGAUGGCCGCGCAGACGAAGAAUACGAAGCUUCUGAUGAUUUUGACAGUGCUGGGGCCGUUCCCGACGAACUACUCCAAACGGACACCCGUACUGGCCUCACUGACAGUGAAGUCUUGGCCCGUCGAAAGAAGUAUGGUCUCAAUCAAAUGAAGGAGGAGACGGAAAACCUCUUCCUUAAAUUCCUGUCGUACUUCGUCGGCCCGAUUCAGUUUGUUAUGGAGGCCGCUGCGGUUCUGGCUGCCGGGCUUCAGGAUUGGGUUGACUUUGGUGUCAUCUGUGCUCUCCUCUUUCUUAAUGCCGCCGUGGGUUUCGUCCAGGAAUACCAGGCCGGGUCUAUUGUCGAAGAACUGAAGAAGACUCUUGCUCUCAAAGCUAUCGUGCUUCGUAACGGAGAUCUGUUUGAGGUCGAAGCGUCCCAGGUAGUACCAGGCGAUAUCUUGCGAGUUGAGGAGGGCACGAUCGUUCCCGCUGACUGUCGAAUUAUUACUGAGCAAGCUUUCCUUCAGGUCGACCAGUCCUCUAUCACGGGCGAAUCUCUGGUAGCUGACAAACAUUAUGGCGAUACCUGCUAUGCAUCCUCUGCUGUGAAACGAGGCGAUGCAUUCGUUAUCAUAACUGCAACUGGUGACCACACGUAUGUUGGACGUGCGGCUGCCAUGGUCAAAGCUGCUUCCGCUGGUAGUGGUCACUUCACUGAGGUCCUCAACGGCAUUGGCACAGUCCUACUCAUCCUGGUUAUCAUGACCUUGCUCGUCGUCUGGGUAGCCUCCUUCUAUCGGUCCAACGGCAUUGUCACGAUUCUGAAGUUCACCCUGGCCAUCACAAUAAUUGGCGUGCCUGUCGGUCUACCUGCGGUCGUCACAACGACAAUGGCAGUCGGUGCUGCAUACCUAGCCAAAAGGCAGGCUAUUGUGCAGAAGCUUUCUGCCAUCGAGUCUCUGGCUGGCGUGGAAAUCUUAUGCUCUGACAAGACUGGCACGCUGACAAAAAACAAGCUAUCACUAGCAGAUCCUUACACUGUCGCUGGCGUGGACCGUGAGGACCUUAUGCUGACUGCCUGUCUGGCCGCUUCCCGGAAGAAGAAAGGCAUAGAUGCUAUUGACAAGGCAUUUCUCAAGGCACUCCGACAGUAUCCCCGCGCGAAGAGCAUGCUCACGCAGUAUAAAGUUCUCGAGUUUUACCCGUUCGAUCCUGUUUCCAAGAAAGUUACCGCUGUAGUGCUGUCCCCUCAAGGAGAACGGAUCGUCUGUGUGAAAGGAGCUCCGCUUUUUGUCCUGAAGACUGUCGAAGAGGACAACGCUGUCCCCGAAGAAGUCGUAUCUGAUUACAAGACCAAAGUCGCUGAAUUUGCCACGCGUGGUUACCGUUCUCUGGGCGUUGCUCGGAAGCGUGGUGAGGGUAAGUGGGAAAUUCUAGGGAUUAUGCCCUGCUCAGAUCCUCCUCGGCACGAUACUGCUCAGACGAUCAAUGAAGCAAAGACGCUAGGUCUUCAGAUAAAAAUGCUAACUGGCGAUGCCGUCGGAAUUGCUCGAGAGACUUCGCGCCAGCUCGGCCUUGGAACAAACGUGUACAACGCAGAGCGUCUUGGCCUAGGAGGUGGUGGUACGAUGCCCGGCUCUGAAGUCUACGACUUCGUAGAAGCGGCGGAUGGUUUUGCGGAGGUGUUUCCUCAGCACAAGUAUAAUGUGGUGGAGAUCCUACAACAACGUGGAUAUCUGGUCGCCAUGACAGGUGAUGGCGUCAAUGAUGCUCCAUCACUGAAGAAAGCCGACACAGGAAUUGCUGUCGAAGGUGCUUCAGAUGCUGCCCGCUCCGCCGCGGACAUUGUCUUUCUUGCCCCAGGGCUCACAGCAAUAAUUGAUGCUCUGAAGACUUCACGCCAAAUCUUCCACCGCAUGUACGCGUAUGUGGUUUAUCGAAUUGCGCUGUCCCUCCAUCUUGAAAUUUUCCUGGGACUCUGGAUGGUGAUUCUGAACGAGUGUCUCAAUUUACAGCUGGUCGUUUUCAUCGCCAUUUUUGCUGAUAUCGCAACUCUGGCCAUCGCCUAUGACAAUGCUCCCUUCUCCAGAACACCUGUCAAGUGGAACUUGCCAAAACUCUGGGGUACAUCCAUUGUCCUGGGUGUCGUUCUGGCGAUCGGUACCUGGAUUACACUCACCACCAUGUUGGCUGGCGGCGAGGACGGAGGAAUCGUGCAGAAUUUCGGGAAGCGUGAUGAAGUUCUGUUCCUGGAGAUUGCAUUGACAGAAAACUGGCUGAUCUUCAUCACCCGUGCCAGCGGCCCGUUUUGGUCGUCAAUUCCCUCCUGGCAGUUGACGGGGGCGAUCUUGAUAGUGGACCUUCUGGCAACCUUCUUCUGUCUCUUCGGGUGGUUUGAUAAUGGCAACACCUCCAUCGUUGCUGUUGUCCGCGUUUGGGUCUUCUCCUUCGGCGUGUUCUGCGUUAUGGGGGGCAUCUACUACCUUUUGCAGGGUUCGAAGGGCUUCGACAACAUUAUGCACGGUAAAAGUCCUCGGAGUAGCAGCGUCAAACAGCGUUCCUUGGAAGAUUUUGUUGUCUCAUUGCAACGGGUGUCAACGCAGCAUGAAAAGAAUCCAUAGACCGGUAUUACAGCUGGGGUGGCAGUCCGUUGCUAAAGGGCCCGAUUAUUUGAAUGUGUCCCUUCCCUCGAACCUCCAAGAGUGUCUUCAAAUUUUGAGACCAGCUUCUUCUGACAACUUGAACUUUUCUGUCCUUUCUUCUUACGCUUAAUAGGACUCAGUCAAUCACGGCGCUUGUGUCCGCUCUUUAUUGUCAUUCUGCGUAUAUAUUCUUGAGACUGCCCUUUCCACCUUCUCUUUGCCCUGUAUGUUGUAUUGCGCGUAUGGCUUAGCUAUGUGGUGUCUCGGCGGAGGGGAUUUUACUUAUGACUGUUAUUGAUCGACUUUGAAGUUGUUCUUUUUUCCGUUAUUGGAAUUAAUUAAGGGGGCCAACAAUGAGGGAUAGGAUCCAGUUCCCUAGCUAGGUAUAUGAAAGCCGUUUCCAGUUUCAGAGUCGUUUAAUAAUAUUGAACAAGGAGCGCUGCGCAUUUUAAACACAUGCAGCGAGUGAUUCC